Messenger RNA from Panonychus citri (citrus red mite), 1798 nucleotides. Its product is annotated as protein arginine methyltransferase NDUFAF7, mitochondrial-like. The transcript has 4 exons. Gene Ontology annotation, cellular component: mitochondrion. Gene Ontology annotation, biological process: mitochondrial respiratory chain complex I assembly. Lineage: Eukaryota; Metazoa; Arthropoda; Arachnida; Trombidiformes; Tetranychidae. The coding region runs from base 319 to 1521 and encodes 400 amino acids. Gene Ontology annotation, molecular function: protein-arginine omega-N symmetric methyltransferase activity. The record is from RefSeq and is a predicted model, not a curated record.
AUGAUCAUCUACUCACUUUAGUUGAUGAGAUGAAUUUUUUUCUCUCUCCAUUCAUUUGACUGAUCGAAAUUCAUUGGAACAGUUGAUCGGUGUUCGAUUAUAUUUUUGUUAUUCUAUUUGUGGGUCAGUUGGAUUGUUUUCUUCUUCAAGUGAACAUUUAAAUUCUUGUUUCACUUUUCUUCCUCAUCUUCAUUUCCUCUCUUUCUUUUCCUCUUUCUUUCUCUUGUUUACAUUGAUUAUCUUCCCUCACGUACACCAUUCACUCUCUCUCUCUCUCUCUCUCUCUGUUUUGUUUCCUUGUUCUCGCUGAUUCUCAUCAUGUUUAAAUCGGUUCAACGUCUUAAUCCACUUCAUCGACAGAUCAUCCAACGGAUUAACUUCAAUGGACCUUUGACCAUCGCUGAUUACAUGAAAUUAGUUUUAACUUGUCCAUCAAGUGGUUUUUAUAUGAAACAGGAUGUGUUCGGGCGAUCAGGCCACUUUAUUACAUCUCCCGAAAUAUCGCAAAUCUUUGGAGAGCUGAUUGCUGUUUGGUUCAUCAAUGAAUGGCAACGUUUCAAUAGUAGUCGACCUUUGAGAAUCGUUGAAUUAGGACCUGGCAGAGGAACUUUGGCCUCGGACAUUUCCCGUGUUCUUAAUCAGUUCAGUUUCGUUCGAGAUCAAGCAUCACUUCACCUUGUUGAAAUCUCACCCCACCUCGUUCAGAUUCAAGAACAACAUCUAUGUGGAAAUGUCUCCGUUCUUGGUAAAGAUAAUUUCACCCGACACGAUUCACAAACUAAAUUAGGUUUACCAAUAACCUGGUAUCGGUCAUUAGAUCAAGUACCCGAAGCUCCAGGUUUUACCGUUUACAUUGCACACGAAUUUUUGGACGCAUUGCCGAUUCACAAAUUCCAGAAAAACGAAGCUGGUGAAUGGCGAGAGGUUCUUGUCGAUAUCAACGCCAAUGAGGAGCUUCGUUAUGUCCUCUCUCGACAUCCAACUCCAGCCAGUAAACUUUUGAUUACUCAAAAUCACCAUGACUUAAACCUUGACCAUCUAGAGAUUUGCCCUGAGGCUGCAUUGGUGGUGGAAAAUAUCAGUAAACGUUUAAAUAACAACGAUGGUUGUGCUCUUAUCUGUGAUUAUGGUUACGAUGAGAAUGACACCAAAUCUCGUGACACAUUCAGAGCUUUUCGUGACCACAAUCAAUGGGAUCCACUGAAAGAACCAGGGUCAGCUGAUUUAACGGCUGAUGUUGACUUUGGUUACCUAAAGAGACACGUUGCCGAUCAAUCUCAUUUCUAUGGUCCAAUUGAUCAGAAAAGUUUCCUUGAAAAUUUAGGAAUCGGUGUUCGACUCGCUAUGCUAUUGAAAACCGCCGAUGAGAAACAAAAGGAAGAUCUUGUUUCGGGAGUUCGUAUGAUUCUGGAUGACAUGGGGCCGAGAUUCAAAUUCAUGUCCAUGUUUCCAAGAUACUCUAAGCAUCUAUUCAAAACUGACCCACCGGGAUUCUCGUCCGUCUACAAAUCGCCCAUCUAAUUGUUGAAAUUUUGUAGUCCCAUUGUUGCGAUUACAAAAGUGCCAUUGAUUAGUAUCUAUUUUUUAAUCGACUUUUGUUUCCUUGUGAUAGUUUGUCCUCGAGCUUAAUAUAAAUUGUGGAAAAAAGAUCCUAUGUAAAUGACGUUUUCGACUUUUUCUUGACUCUAAUUCACUUUUCAAGUUCGAGAAUUUUUGUCUUCGAUCUUUCUAUGUAAUUAAUUAGUGAAAUUGUCUCUACAAAUCUUAUUGAUUAGAAAACAAUCCAUUUCCUUUUUCA